AUGAGAAGCCUCGUCUACCGGAAGGAGAGAAAAUGCUGCAUCUGCAUGGUGAGCGAUUUUUUCUACCCAAACUUGGGAGGAAUAGAAACGCACAUCUUUGAGCUGUCCAAGCAGUUGAUAAAGAAAGGCUUCAAAGUAAUCGUGGUGACCCACUGCUACAACAACCGGCACGGAGUGAGGUGGAUGGGGAACGGCAUCAAGGUGUAUUACCUGCCCUUCGAAACCUACAUGGACGUGGUGACCUUCCCCAACAUCGUGGGGACGCUACCCUUGUGCAGGAACAUUUUGUACAGGGAGAGGGUCGACAUCGUCCACGGCCACCAGGCGACGUCCGCGCUGGCGCACCAGUUCAUCCUGCACGCCAAGUCCCUCGGCCUAAAAACCAUCUACACGGACCACUCGCUCUACAGCUUUUCAGACAAGGGGUGCAUCCACGUCAACAAGCUCCUCAAGUAUUGCAUAAACGACGUCGACCACUCCAUAUGCGUCUCGCACACCAAUCGAGAAAAUCUCGUUCUAAGAACCGAAAUAAAUCCCUACAAAACGUCCGUCAUCGGUAAUGCACUGGACACGAGGAAAUUCGUUCCCUGCUUAAGCAAACGACCCAAGUUGCCAAGAAUAAACGUAAUCGUGAUUAGCCGACUGACCUACAGGAAGGGAGUCGAUCUGAUUGCCAAAGUGAUUCCUCUCGUGUGCCACAAGUACCCCUUUAUCAAAUUUAUAAUCGGUGGAGAUGGGCCCAAGAGAGUUCUACUGGAAGAAAUGAGGGAAAGAAAUCACCUGCACAAUUCAGUUGUUCUUUUAGGAAAAGUGAAACAAGAAAAUGUAAAAAAUGUUCUGCAAACGGGACACAUAUUUUUAAAUGCUUCUCUCACAGAAGCCUUUUGUAUAGCCAUCAUCGAGGCGGCUAGCUGUGGGCUGCUGGUCAUUUCGACUGACGUUGGGGGCAUUUCGGAGGUGUUGCCCCACGACAUGAUGAUUUUAGCCAAGCCCAACCACCUCGACUUGUGCGCGGCGGUUGACAGUGCCCUGGAGAGGCUGAAGCACGUCGACUCGCAGGCCUUCCAUGAACGGCUAACCAAGAUGUACUCCUGGGAAAAGGUCGCCGAGAAGACGGAGAAGGUCUACAUGGACGUGCUUUCCUACGCGAACCCGACCAUCCUCAGUAGGAUCAAAAAGAUAUACGACAUAAACACCGUUUUUAGCAAGGUGUACAUUUUCAUAAUCAUGUUGAGCUACAUAAGCUGCCGGUUGCUGGAGUGGCUCAAGCCGAGGUAG
This is a messenger RNA of Plasmodium vivax (malaria parasite P. vivax), 1278 nucleotides long. Its product is annotated as phosphatidyl inositol glycan, class A, putative. Gene Ontology annotation, biological process: GPI anchor biosynthetic process. The record is from RefSeq and is a predicted model, not a curated record. NCBI's taxonomy places the organism in Eukaryota, Apicomplexa, Aconoidasida, Haemosporida, Plasmodiidae. The coding region runs from base 1 to 1278 and encodes 425 amino acids. The transcript has 6 exons. Gene Ontology annotation, cellular component: glycosylphosphatidylinositol-N-acetylglucosaminyltransferase (GPI-GnT) complex. Gene Ontology annotation, molecular function: phosphatidylinositol N-acetylglucosaminyltransferase activity.